Molecule: messenger RNA, 1349 nt
Organism: Chara braunii
Lineage: Eukaryota; Viridiplantae; Streptophyta; Charophyceae; Charales; Characeae
Source: the annotation of a GenBank genome assembly
GUGAGGCCAUGCAUCGAGCAACAUAGCCCGUAGCACGCCGCGACAUCUACGCGCCACUCCAUUUUUCCUUCUCAUUGGCCGCGCCCGUACCACUCGAGUUCAGUCUCGUUUCUCGUGCCUCUAGUGCGAUCAAGAUUUUCGACGCAGCUUGUCGAUCGCCAUUCCCCACCCUCUCUUGUUGACGUCCUGUCCUCACUCUCCGCACUCAGUGCACUCAUUCACCGAUCGUUUGCCGGUACGGUCUCAAAAGCUUGCAACUCCUUCGCACUAUAGCGGCAUAACCUCUCUCUUUUUGUCCAAUCUCCUCACACCCACCAUGGCGCUGUCUCCGUUCUUCUCCCGAGACUCGAGCUUGUCGGCGACGCCGAACUUCACCUGGAAGAUCAUCUUGCCCGGAGAUGAGAUGUUGCGAAUGCUAGAUGAGCCCAGCCGCACGUUCAUGAAAGAAUCGCAUGCCAUGGCCAACACCGCGGUGGACGUGAAGGAGACGCCGACGGCAUAUCAGUUCGUGGCGGACUUGCCGGGACUUAGUCGCGAGGAGGUGAAGGUGCAGCUGGAGAACGGCAACACGCUGGUCAUCAGCGGCGAGCGCCAUCGCGAGACCAAGACCGGAGAGGCUGCUGGCGACAAGUACCACCGCAUCGAACGCAGCACGGGCAAGUUCAUGCGCCGGUUCACACUGCCUGACAACGCGGAACUCGACAAAAUUGGCGCGCAGUGCAAAGAUGGCGUACUCACCGUGACGGUGCCCAAGAUGCCGCCGAAGGAACCAGAGAAGCCCAAAGUCGUCGACGUCCAGAUCAACUAGACGAUGGAUGUCUGCUGUCACAGUGGCGUAUAAUAAUACGGAGGUGUGGAAUGGUGGUGCGGUGGGGACGUCCACCGAUGUCAUCGGAAGGAAUCGAACUCCAGGGAGAAAUCGACAGUACAUGAUUACCGAUUCCAGGGAUCCACUGACCAUCCACCAUUGCUCCCUGCGGUUUCGACACACACACACACACACACACACACACACACACGGAGAGAGAGAGAGAGAGAGAGAGAGAGAGAGAGAAAGAGAGAGAGCAGUACGACGUCCGGUGCGCCGGGGGAUAGUUGUUGAAAUUGGAAGGCGCAAAUUCUCUUGUGAUCAUUGAUUAGGGUGAGCAAAAGAGAAUGAGAAAUGAGGGCAAAUGGGCCCUAGGCCCGGGAAUAAGUCACUCGUGUGGCAAGAUCGGAGGGAGGCAAUCGUUCUUCUGAAAUUUGGCGUCGCUGCUCUCCUCCAGUUGUGCGCUGAUUCGAGGGCAGGGGCUGUGCCGCAGGAUGCAAUCUCUCGGUCAUUAGAAUUUAGAAGCCGAUGCGGGAAAAUC